CCCACCCCCUCUGGGGAGGCCUAGUCCCCAGUCCCUCUCUGCUCUCCUCAGGACUCCACCGCUAGAAAAGUUGCUGUUUCAGGGAUCAUCUUGCCUACCUCCCGCCUGUUUACAUCUUCUGUGGUCACAGGCUCCUUCACUUAUGGGGCCUGCCUGGGCCCAGGCCCACUUGACAGGUAAUCUCUGGCUGCCUCUGCUCUGGCUACUCCUGUCCCCAGGCUGCUGCUCCCGUGCCCUCCCAGGAUGGCGCUUCACUUCCUCUGAAGUCGUGAUCCCCAGGAAGGUGUCCCACAGGGUGGGUGGAAUGGAGAGACAAGGCCACCUCUCCUAUAAGAUUCACUUCAGGGGGCAAAGACAUGUGGUUCACAUGAAAGUUAAGAAGAACCUGCUGCCCAGACAUUUUCCUGUGAUCACCGAUAACGAUCAGGGUGCCAUGCAGGAGGACUACCCUUUUGUCCCCCGAGACUGCUACUACUACAGCUACCUGGAAGGGGUCCCUGGGUCCAUGGGCACGCUGGACACCUGCAAUGGGGGUCUGCGUGGCAUGCUGCAGGUCGAUGACUUCACGUAUGAAAUAAAACCGCUGGAGGCUUCUUCCACAUUUGAGCACGUGGUUUCCCUGCUUGUGACAGAAGGAAGAUCAUCAGAGGCUCAAAAGUGUAAGAUUGGAGAGCAAGAUACAGAUCAAGCAUAUGAGGAGGCAAUGCUUGCUGGAACUCCUAGAGCAGGCCCAGUGUAUUUGUGGCAGUCACAUAGGAAAUUUUUAAAAAUUCACUACACAAUUUCUCACUCUUUAUAUUUGAUGAGGCCUAAUAUAACACAGGCAAUAGAGGGUGUGGUAAUGAUAAACAGCAUACUUCACACAAUUUACCAACAAUCUCUUAUAAAUGUCUAUGUACGUCUUUUGUGCAUAUGGAAUGAUCGGGAUCAUGUAGAAAUAACAAAGAAAAAAUCAGCAUAUUCUGCUGUAGAAGACUUUGGCUUGUGGAAAUAUUAUGGAUUUUUCUCUAAGAUUGAACAUGAUACUUCCCUACUUCUUACAGGACAUAAGAUUGUAGGAAGUAUAUACUUUGCCCACCAUGGUGGAACAUGCAACCCCAACUGGGGAGCAAUGUUUGUGUAUGUAGCAAAUUAUCACAUAUUCUUGGCUGGGGGUAUUUCAGCACACACCUUAGGUCACAGCUUAAACCUUGUCCAUGAUGUAUUUGGUUGUAAAUGUUUUAGAAGAAGCCACUGUGUCAUGACUGAACAGCCUGGUUUAAUGGAUAUGUUGAGUAAUUGUUCUUAUGACAGCCUGCACCGUCGAGUUAGUGGAUGGGAUCCUUGUAUGAGCAUACCAAAUGUACCAUACACCAAUUUUCCUUAUGUAGCUCCUCGUUGUGGUGACAAGAUUAGAAAUCAGUUGGAAGAAUGUGACUGUGGCUCCCUUAAAGACUGCAAUGACAAUAAAUGUUGUGAGACCAAUUGUGCCUUUUCCCUUGGGAGUGACUGCAGCGAAGGAUCCUGUUGCGUUAACUGCAAAUAUGCUCAACCUGGACUGCUUUGCAGGGACAUACUCGGUAUUUGUGAUCUCCCAGAAUACUGUGAUGGGACAUCGCAUAAUUGUCCUAAUGACGUUUACACCCAGGAUGGAACCCCAUGUUCAACGUUAGCUGUCUGUGUGAGAGGAAACUGUACUGAUCGUGAUAUGCAGUGUCAAUCCCUUUUUGGCUAUGGAAUAAAAGAUGCUGCACCAGCAUGCUAUGAAAAACUGAACGUAUUAGGUGAUCGAUUUGGGAACUGUGGGGUGAGGGUGGUACGAGGAGGAGGAAAACCUGUUAGAUGUGAAGAAGAUGAUGUUCUUUGUGGAAUGCUGCACUGUCGUGAUGUUGAAGAAAUUCCUGGUGGAGGUGACCAUGUUACAUUUCGUCACAUAGUAGUAACAGGCAUCACUGGUGCCUCUCAUCACUUAGAAGAUAUAAAAGAGGAGGAUGAAGAACAAAAAUGACCUAGACGCAAGUGAAUACUAACUGGAUGUGCCAGAUGACGAAAAUCAUAUUGGUAGGACCAGGAGAAAUGAUCAAGAAUCACUCUGAUAAUUACAUAGUCCUUUAGACACUCUGAGGUUGUCAUCUUAAAAUAAAACGAGUUGGCCAUUUAACAUGAGGUCGUCUCUUUUAAUAUAUGUAACAUUUCCUUUCUAGCCAUAUUGUUACUAUUCCUACCGGGGAUAGUAGAGGACUCUUAGAUUCAUUAGCAAGAGACCAGUAGUACUCUUGUUAGGAUGUGGAAUCCAGCGUUUCACAAAUGAUUGGGUAGCAGACCUUGUUUGCAUGGGUAUGCAUCAGAUUUAACAAGUUUUUGGACCAUCUCCCAAUUGGCCAUAUACUAGAUUUCUGUUAUUUGUUCAUUUUACUGCUCCUGUUAAACAAAUGGCACUUAAAGUGACAGUUGGAAGAUAUGGUAGGAUGGUAAGAACUUUUCCGUCAAGGCACAUGGGUGCCAACAGAUCUACCUACCGCCUGCCAAGUACGGGCUCCUGGACAAAGCCUCAGGCCGUGAGUUUCAAGGUCCAUGUUACAUUGGGAGAUGCAAUGCACUUUGCCAGGAUUUUGUGGUGAUCAGAGGAAAGCACCCAAGAAAGGCCUGGAACACGUUAGGCACUUAAUAUAUGCCAUUAUUCCCGCUAUUCUCAUUAUUCCUUUUGGGCUAUGCUAAACCUGAGGUAUUCCAGCAGAAUGAGCUUGGCA
Molecule: messenger RNA, 2729 nt
Organism: Canis lupus familiaris (dog)
Lineage: Eukaryota; Metazoa; Chordata; Mammalia; Carnivora; Canidae
Product: disintegrin and metalloproteinase domain-containing protein 21-like
Exons: 2
Coding region: 143-1987 (614 amino acids)
Biological process (GO): male gonad development; proteolysis
Cellular component (GO): sperm head plasma membrane; external side of plasma membrane; plasma membrane
Molecular function (GO): metalloendopeptidase activity
Source: RefSeq, a predicted model, not a curated record